This is a messenger RNA of Vavraia culicis subsp. floridensis, 605 nucleotides long. RefSeq lists its product as uncharacterized. The record is from RefSeq and is a predicted model, not a curated record. Lineage: Eukaryota; Fungi; Microsporidia; Pleistophoridae. The transcript has a single exon. Bases 1 to 555 code for a protein of 184 amino acids.
AUGUUUUUUGUUCAUAUUCUGGCUGCUUUUGCAGAUUCUUUUUACAUACAGAACGUUUCUACGAAAAAAUUUAUGGCAAAAUCAAAGACAAAUAAGGAACCUGAACUUGUUGAUGAUAUUAAAGAAGCAAGCGAAUUUAAUCUUAAGGCGAGUGGAAAAAUCAAUGAGGAGUACAUUCAAGCCGAUGAUAUGACGCUUACAGUUGAAAUGGAGAAAUUGAAGACAGAACAAAAUGCCGGUCUUACAAUCUAUCUUGACAAAGAAAAAAAGACGGAGGAUCAAUUAUUCAUGGUUGUGCAGCGGCCGAAAGGAGAAGUUCGGUUCAUGAUAAAAGACAUGUGCAUUUCUGUUGAUAUUAAUAGCGAAAAAAUAAUUGCAAUUCAAUGUUCCGACGACGACAUCAACAACCUAUUUAAAUUACUAACCACUCAUAGUGAAAUCAAACAAAUGCCACCGAUUAACAGAGCCAAGCUAGAAGCUUUGAAAGAGGUGGCACGAGUGUCACCCAAAUUAAGGGAGAAAAUUGGCAUGGACUACUUAGAUUCACUGGGUUAGUCAACUAAACAUGAAGCUUUUUACGUAGUUCUCUACAAUGAAUAGUGUUU